GGAUGAAGUAUAUUGUCAUCGUCUUUGUUAUCGGAAGUAUCUGCGGCAAUACGACUGGAUAUCUAUUCAAUCACUCCGCAUCAAGACCUCCCAGGGAUGAGUACCAGAAUACUAUACAAAAGUCAGAGAUGGCAUGUCUACUGAGUAAAUUCUUAACAUUUCUCGGCCGAGAAUGCAGAAAUGGAACAGUCAACGCAACGAUAGAAAUUAAAAGAGCAGACAUUUCUGAAAACGCUGUCAUGGGGAGUGCCAAUGUCACAAAAGUCUCCGAUGACGACUAUAAUCCCGUCAUUUGUGUUGUCAUACCUAUAUCGUUAAUUGGCAUAGCAAUCAUCAUUCCAAUAGUGUUCUGUUACUUCACAACCUGUAACAGUCAUCCUCCACUCACUGCUGAAUCAUCUGGUUGUUUCAUUACGUGUCAGAAAUAGAACUGCUGACUAGUGUAUUGUCACUGUUUCAAAGAAAUUAACAUUUCUAUUUUGACAAUCAAUAACCUAUAGUAUCAUUAAAUCAGCCAUUGUUUGUGCAAUCUACCGAGUUGUGUAAAUCAGGAACAUAUUUUUAUAAGUGUCUGAAUAGAAGAAAAGCAUAUAGUUUAUACAGACACAUUCAUUGUCAACGUAAAUACCAAUCUCGUAACUUCAAUAUUGAUUUUGAUUACUUUUUUGAGGUUAUCCUCAAUUAUACCAUGCCGCAUAAGUGUGUAUGUGUCAGAUUCCAUUUCUGAUUCCGUUUCUGGCCCUUUUAUCUAUUCCUUAUUGAUUUCGAUUUCGUCUGACACAUAACAUGUCUAUUCUAUUUUAACAUAUCACAUAUUCCAAUUUCACAGGAAAGGGUCACAAAGUGAAUAGAAAUUUUAAAUUUACUCAUUUUUGGUUUUAAAAAUGAUGAAUUAGAAGAAUGCGUUGCUUUAGAAAACAAAGUGCAUACACUUGCCUUAAACUUGCAUAUUUUGUACAACUGUAUCAGCUGCAGUUUUGGUAUAAAAACGAUACAUACACUUUACCUGAAUGUAUCUAGACAUAGGCAGCAAGCUUUAAGAAUAUGAUAAUAUAUUUUAGGGGUAGGGAUCUCAUCCAUUUCAAGAUAUUUUAACAAUUGUAAAAUGAGAGGAUUACUUGACCCAACGGAUACUUGCUCAACCGAACACUGCGUAUAAUUAAACAUAAAUGUUGUGUUCAGAAUAGAAGAAAUUUUGUUUUAGUCAUACAUUGCACACAAUAUUUGAUUAAAAUAAUAUUUCAUGAAUUAUUACACUUGAUAAUAUUAUCACUUUUUUUUUCUUUAUAUAGUGUAG
This is a messenger RNA of Ostrea edulis (European flat oyster), 1297 nucleotides long. RefSeq lists its product as uncharacterized. The coding region runs from base 3 to 428 and encodes 141 amino acids. The transcript has 3 exons. NCBI's taxonomy places the organism in Eukaryota, Metazoa, Mollusca, Bivalvia, Ostreida, Ostreidae. The record is from RefSeq and is a predicted model, not a curated record.